Molecule: messenger RNA, 852 nt
Organism: Penicillium lagena
Lineage: Eukaryota; Fungi; Ascomycota; Eurotiomycetes; Eurotiales; Aspergillaceae
Exons: 1
Coding region: 1-852 (283 amino acids)
Source: RefSeq, a predicted model, not a curated record
AUGGGUGUCGAAUCAACUACUUCAGUAGACCCCUUUCUUCUGUCGGCAGUCAUCAGUGGGAACUGGGGAUAUUAUACUGAGUCAGUGACGUCGGGAACAGGCGCUUGGAACGCUACUUUAGCCUCAUAUGAUUUGAUGGCUAAAUUCUACACCGCUUUCAGCAGCGCCUGCGCCUCUCCUACUAUAUCGGCCACUGCGGUAACUACUACGAUGCAACUGUUAACAUUUUCAAACCUUCCAGACGGUGCGAAGGGUUCAAUUACAACAACAACCGAAACAGUCACCCAGUACGGGUGUAACCCAUCAGCGGUGCCCGUCAUGUCAUGGACAGUCCAAGAUAGCGGGUCUAUUUCAGGUCUUGAUCCUAGCGGAACGCUAUAUGCUACGGUUGCAAAGAGCCAGUUCACAUUAGCGAACCUCGACGCAUGGCUUUGGUUGCUAGCAUUUAGAUUUGCGCAUUUGACCGUCGGAACCCUCGCCUACGGAAAAGUCACCCACCAGUCGGGCAGAGGACCAGCGUUGUCAUACGAUUACCCCUUCUUUAACGUCCCACGACUGAUACAGCUCAUUUACAAGGAUGAUAUCAAUACCGAACUGGAACAGAUAAAUAUACAAAUGACAUGGAAGGAUGCCGAUUCUAAUACUCUACUUUGCGAGAUCCUAGUGAGUAUUAUGAUGGCGCUGGUUUCGUUCAUUCAGCCCGAGGGAGACGCACUAUUAGAAUCAUUUGGUAUCGAAGUAUCAGAUGAGGCCAAGGCCCUUAUCAAUAAAGGGAUACAAAAAGGGAUUAAAGCGGGUGGAAAAUCGCUCAGAAUGGGUUGUGUAGGUGAAUCGGAGAAUUCUUUUGGAUGA